This is a messenger RNA of Penicillium salamii, 1986 nucleotides long. NCBI's taxonomy places the organism in Eukaryota, Fungi, Ascomycota, Eurotiomycetes, Eurotiales, Aspergillaceae. The record is from the annotation of a GenBank genome assembly.
AUGAGCGAUGUUCCUUUCCCCCCAUCCGGUGGAGCUCGAGCUCCAACCUCAUACCCCAGCAUCUCCUCCAUCCCACGACGCUCCUCCUACGCUUCUGUAGUUUCCGGCAACGCAUUUCCGCCCUCGUUCUCCAACCUUCUCACCGAGUCCCUUCCAUCCUCAACUUUCGACCGAGUCCACCGGGCUCCGUUCGGCGUGGAUGCCGACAUGCAAAUGAACUCCGCCUGGAGACCCAACUCUCUUCCACCCCAUUCCCGCAAAUAUGCCGGGUUCCUCCAGUCCGAUGUCCCACACCCAGGACUCCUCGAUCCCCCAUUCUUGACCCCCUCCUACCUCCGCAACUCCCGCUACCUGGCCCGGCUCGAGACCGCCCAUCGGGCCAAACUCACCAGAGACUCCAACCCGCCCCUCUCCGCCUCGCCUAGCAAUGCUCACCUUCCUCGCAUUGCUCCGUCGCACCGCGGCAUGACUUAUGAUAUUAUCGAGAAGGAACCCCCGACCACGGAUUCUCUUUCCCCGCUGCCCAGUCAAUGGAGCUCGGCGGACAAGUACGCCGGUCUGGAAUUGAGCAACGACUCGUUCGACGUUCGGUAUACCGGUCCUGUCCAUAAGCAUGAUCAUGAAGCUGCGGCCUUGCGCGCGGACCACCCCAUGCCGCCCCAGUGCGGGAUCUAUUACUUUGAAGUCAAAAUUGAGUCCAAGCCAAAAGAGGGUAUGAUCGGUAUUGGAUUCUCCAGCCCAAAAGCUUCGGUUGAAAGACUUCCAGGGUGGGAGCAGGAAUCUUGGGCCUAUCAUGGCGAUGACGGGAAGUCGUUUUUCGGCGAGAGUCAAGGCCAGGGUCGAGCAUAUGGACCGACAUUCACUGUCGGCGACACUGUGGGAUGCGGUGUAAACUUUUCGACUGGGUCGGCCUUCUUCACUAAGAAUGGCAUCUUUUUGGGUAUGUCUCGUGGGCUUGGAAACGAAUCGCAGCUAACGGGAUCAGGCAACGCGUUCCACGAGCUGCGCAAUGUGAAGCUAUAUCCGUCCGUCGGGAUGAAGAAACUGCCACCAGUACACCUCAAAGCGAACUUUGGACAGGAGCCUUUCGUUUUUGAUAUCGACAGUAUGGUUAGGGUAUGUGUUGGGUGCUUUCCGUGGAUGAAAUCCGCUAAUUUCCAGCAGCAAGAGAGAGAGGCCAUUCAGUAUGAGAUCAACGCCACACCUACAACAAAUCUCCAACCGCCAUUGGACGAGUCGACGCUUCUACAAGAGCUAGUUGCACAGUUCCUUGCCCACGACGGGUAUGUAGAGACAGCUCGCGCCUUCGCCGGAGAAGUAGCCUCGGAAACCUUAGCCCUGCAAAACGGCCGCAACGAGCCAUUAAAGAAAUAUGAAGUGGAAGAAGACCACGAAGCCAUCAACAGGAACAAAAUCCGCUCUGCAAUCCUGGACGGGGACAUCGACAAAGCCCUCAAACACACAAAAGCAUACUACGCAAACGUCCUCGAAGCAAAUCCCCAAAUCCACUUUAAGUUGCGCUGCCGCAAAUUUCUCGAAAUGAUGCGUCAUUCCAACGAGAUCAGUACACGUCCUCCCUCCGCACAUUCCCACGAACAUGCCGUCUUCGAUCAUGAAAUGGAACUUGACGAUGAUACCGACGGCUCCUUUAACCAGCUACUCACCGAGGCCGUGCAGUACGGCCAGCAGCUUCGGGCGGACUACCCUAAUGAUGACAACGGUGGCGACAAGAAAUUACUGGAUGAUAUAUUCUCUCUCGUUGCGUAUCCUGACCCGAAACGAAGCGUCCACGGUCAUUAUCUGGAAACAAAGGGACGUGUUGCUGUCGCUGAGGAGUUGAACUCGGCAAUCUUGGUGUCGUUGGGUAAAUCAUCCGCUGCCGCUCUGGAGAGGUUAUACCAACAGACGGAAGUUUUGGUUAAUGAGAUCAGUGAAGACGGCGGCGCUGGGGCGUUCAUUAAUGUUCGGAAUGAUGUUCUGCUUUGA